AUGGCUCCCGAAAAGGACAGCAAUGGUCUGGACAACUAUGCAUUUGCAGUGAGUAUAACUUUUAUUGAAUUUGAUUUAAAGAAUAAAUAUGACCUGGAUUCCUCCCAGGAUGGAGACAAGCUAGCGUACUGUGUGACAGAUGUUCCUCCGUGGUACUUGUGCAUCGUUCUAGGUAUCCAGCAUUGCUUGACUGCAUUCGGAGGGAUCAUCGCCAUCCCGUUGAUCCUGUCUCAGGGCUUGUGCCUGCAGCAUGACGGCCUCACUCAGAGUCACCUCAUCAGCACCAUCUUCUUCGUGUCUGGAAUUUGCACUCUGCUGCAGGUCACCUUCGGCAUCAGGCUGCCCAUCCUUCAAGGUGGCACGUUCACCUUGCUGGCCCCCUCCAUGGCAAUGCUGUCCAUGCCGGAGUGGCAAUGUCCCGCUUGGACCCAAAAUGCAAGCCUGGUCAACACCACCUCCCCGGAGUUUACCGAAGUGUGGCAGAGUCGGAUGAGAGCACUCCAGGGCUCCAUCAUGGUGGGCUCGCUGUUCCAGGUGUUUGUGGGUUUCUCCGGCCUCAUCGGUCUCUUCAUGCGCUUCAUCGGGCCUCUCACCAUCGCUCCGACCAUCUCCCUCAUCGGACUGUCUCUGUUUGACUCAGCCGGCACGAGCGCUGGCAACCACUGGGGCAUCUCUUCCAUGACCACAGGACUGAUCAUCCUCUUCUCACAGUACCUCCGUCACAUCCCUGUUCCCUUUCCUACAUACAGCAAGGACAAGAAGCUGCACACAUCCCGUGUCUACGUCUUUCAGAUUCUCCCUGUUUUGCUUGGAAUCACUUUAUCUUGGCUCAUCUGUUAUAUUUUGACGAAUUACAAUGUUCUCCCUGCGGAUCCGAGCAUGUACGGUUAUCUGGCUCGCACGGAUCUGAAGGGAGAUAUUUUGAGCCGAGCUCCCUGGUUCAGUUUUCCAUACCCAGGUCAGUGGGGGGUGCCGACUGUGAGCAUGGCAGGAGUGGUUGGCAUCCUCGCUGGUGUGAUUUCCUCCAUGAUAGAGUCUGUCGGGGACUACCAUGCUUGUGCCAGGCUGUCUGGGGCUCCGCCUCCUCCUAAACACGCCAUCAACAGGGGUAUCGGUAUCGAGGGAAUAGGCUGCCUGCUGGCCGGGGCCUGGGGAACAGGAAACGGUACCACCUCAUACAGCGAGAAUGUGGGAGCUCUUGGUAUUACAAAGGUUGGCAGUCGCAUGGUGAUAGUGGCGAGUGGCGUGUUGAUGGUCGUCAUGGGAGUGUUUGGUAAAGUGAGCGCCGUCUUCACCACUAUUCCCUCCCCAGUGAUCGGAGGAAUGUUCAUGGUUAUGUUUGGGGUCAUCUCUGCGGCAGGAGUGUCUAAUCUACAGUAUGCAAAUAUGAAUUCAUCUCGAAACCUCUUCAUCUUUGGCUUCUCCAUGUUCUCUGGCCUGGUCAUUCCCAACUGGAUACUGAAGAACCCCAGAGCCAUCGCUACAGGUGUGGUGGAGCUGGACCAGGUGCUGCAGGUGCUUCUGACAACCAGCAUGUUUGUGGGAGGCUUCUUUGGCUUCAUUCUGGACAACACAAUACCAGGAUCUAACCAUGAACGAGGCAUCCACGCCUGGAACAAGGCUCACGAGGACGACUCCAGCAACACGCUGGAGAGCGGAGAGGUCUACAACCUUCCCUUCGGCAUCAGCUCCUACUUGUCAUCCUCGCCAUGGCUCCGGUACGUUCCCUUCUGCCCCCCCAGUGAGAAAUCUGGAGCAGAUACCAGUUCUCUGGAGCCCAAGCAGCCGCUGGAAGGACACCCGGAGCCUGCACAGAUCAUUGUUGGAGUCAGCCUUUGA
Molecule: messenger RNA, 1839 nt
Organism: Limanda limanda (common dab)
Lineage: Eukaryota; Metazoa; Chordata; Actinopteri; Pleuronectiformes; Pleuronectidae
Gene: slc23a4
Product: solute carrier family 23 member 4
Biological process (GO): transmembrane transport
Cellular component (GO): membrane
Molecular function (GO): transmembrane transporter activity
Source: RefSeq, a predicted model, not a curated record